UAAACCUGCGACCAAACCCUACCCUCCAUUUUUCCCCACCGCCGCCUCCUCCCGUUCCAGCCAAAGCGCCCGCUCGCCUCUACAGAAUCGCCAAUCCAAUGGCGCCGACGUCGAAGAUGGCGCUGGGCAUCAAGCGCGCGUCGCGGUCGCACUCCUACCACCGCCGUGGGCUAUGGGCCAUCAAGGCCAAGCACGGCGGCGCCUUCCCCAAGGCCGAGAAGCCGGCCGCCGUUGCCGAGCCCAAGUUCUACCCCGCCGACGACGUCAAGCCACGCACCGUCAGCACCCGCAAACCAAAACCCACCAAGCUCAGAUCGACCAUCACACCCGGUACGGUGCUGAUCCUGCUCGCGGGGAGGUACAUGGGGAAGCGCGUGGUGUUCCUCAAGCAGCUCAAGUCCGGGCUGCUCCUCAUCACUGGACCGUUCAAGAUCAACGGAGUACCAAUCCGCCGUGUUAACCAGACUUAUGUCAUUGCCACAUCCACAAAGGUGGACAUCUCCAAGGUUAAUGUAGGGAAGUUUGAUGACAAGUACUUCGCUAGGGACAAGAAGGCCAGGGCGAAGAAGACCGAAGGCGAGCUAUUUGAGACUGAGAAGGAGGCUACCAAGAAUCUGCCUGACUUCAAGAAGGAUGACCAGAAGACCAUUGAUGCGGAGUUGAUCAAGGCUAUUGAGGCUGUACCAGACCUUAAGAACUAUCUCGGUGCCCGGUUCUCUCUCAGGGACGGUGACAAGCCCCAUGAGAUGACCUUCUAAGUUCACUGCUAUAAGUUUCUGAGUCAUUUGGGAAAUUGGUCUGCCUAGCGUCUGUUCUGUACUUCUAAAUUUUGUGCCUGGUUAGUGAAUCUUUGAGUUCUACUGAAGUCUGCCUGUCUAAUAUUAUGAGAAGAUUGAGAGAAGUACCAUCCACUUCGGUGCUCAAUUGCUAUAUUUUCUUGGUGAGUAAUAUUUUAGACAUGAACUAUGUUUGAUCCACUGACAAUUAUGUAGAAUGCCAUCGUGAGUAAAACUAGUUUGUCCACAUUGUUGGCGGUCAGGAUGCUAACUUUGUGGCAGAAUAGUUUG
Molecule: messenger RNA, 1067 nt
Organism: Brachypodium distachyon (stiff brome)
Lineage: Eukaryota; Viridiplantae; Streptophyta; Magnoliopsida; Poales; Poaceae
Product: 60S ribosomal protein L6
Exons: 4
Coding region: 99-758 (219 amino acids)
Biological process (GO): ribosomal large subunit assembly; cytoplasmic translation
Cellular component (GO): ribosome; cytosolic large ribosomal subunit
Molecular function (GO): structural constituent of ribosome; RNA binding
Source: RefSeq, a predicted model, not a curated record